Messenger RNA from Pristis pectinata (smalltooth sawfish), 5191 nucleotides. It is a transcript of the gene tada3l, whose product is annotated as transcriptional adaptor 3 (NGG1 homolog, yeast)-like. The record is from RefSeq and is a predicted model, not a curated record. The transcript is spliced from 9 exons. NCBI's taxonomy places the organism in Eukaryota, Metazoa, Chordata, Chondrichthyes, Rhinopristiformes, Pristidae. The coding region runs from base 339 to 1631 and encodes 430 amino acids. Gene Ontology annotation, cellular component: SAGA complex. Gene Ontology annotation, biological process: regulation of transcription by RNA polymerase II. Gene Ontology annotation, molecular function: transcription coactivator activity.
GUCCUACAGGCUUCCCUCUCUGCCGCGUUCGGUUACUCAGUGUGUAAAAAAAUAAACGGUAAGCGAGGGGUGGGAGUGAAUGCCGAGAGCACGCAGGGUGCGUGGCUUCAUGCCCAACACCCCCCCCUCCCCCAGACACACACAUCCAACGGCGGCGGGGCUGCCGAUGGCACCCGGGGAAAUGUAACAUUUUCCUGUUGCAACAAUGUGAAGCGGCGCGGCGCCUAGUAACCACCGGCCGUUUCCCUGGCGACCCCAGGCAACCCCAGGGUUGUUACUUCUCGCUUGUAGCUACAUCAGAAAACCAGAGGUUUUAGACAGAAGUCCACUGGUUCAAAAUGAGCGAACUAAAAGAUUGCCCACUGCAAUUCCAUGACUUCAAGCCAGUAGACCAUGCGAAGAUGUGUCCCCGGUACGCUGCCGUGCUAUCGCGUUCGGAAGAUGAUGGGAUUGGAAUUGAGGAACUGGACACGUUACAGUUGGAACUGGAGACGUUGCUGUCCUCAGCAAGUCGGCGACUACGUAUCCUAGAGGCAGAGACACAGAUCCUCACAGACUGGCAGGAUAAAAAAGGAGAUAAGAGGCUGUUAAAAUUUGGGAAAGAGCAUGAGCAUGGAACGCCACAGAAACACGGAAAACCGAAGAAGCAGAAAAUAGAUGGAAAGGGCAGUCACGGAACUGGACCUGGGCCCGGGCGCCCUAAAUCCAAAAAUGUACAACCUAAAAUACAGGAGUAUGAAUUUACAGAUGAUCCUUUGGACGUUCCCAGAAUUCCAAAGAAUGAUGCCCCUAACAGAUUUUGGGCAUCAGUGGAACCGUACUGUGCUGAUAUUACCAACGAGGAGAUCCGUAUCCUUGAGGACCUUCUGAAACCCCCUGAAGAUGAAGCAGAGUAUUACAAGAUCCCUCCUUUGGGGAAACAUUACUCUCAGCGUUGGGCACAAGAGGACCUUCUGGAGGAGCAGAAGGAGGGUGCCCGUGCUGCGGCCGCAGCCGAGAAGAAGAAGGGCAUGCUCGGAGCUUUAACUGAGCUUGACUCUAAAGAUGUGGAUGCAUUGCUGAAGAAAGAGCAACAUGAUCAGCCUGAAGAUGGCUCUCCUUUUGGGCCACUUACGCAACGAUUGCUCCAAGCUUUGGUGGAGGAGAACAUUAUUUCACCCAUGGAAGAUUCUCCCAUACCAGAGAUGACAGGGAAAGAGGCGGGGACUGAUGGAGCAAGCACCUCCCCUCGAAGUCAGAAUAAGGCAUUUAGUGUUCCUCACACAAAGUCUCUAGAAGCUCGAAUUAAGGAAGAACUAAUUGCACAGGGUCUGCUGGAUUCCGAGGAUCGUCCUACUGAAGACUCUGAGGAUGAAGUUCUAGCUGAACUGCGUAAACGUCAGGCAGAACUGAAAGCCCUCAGUACCCACAAUCGAGCAAAGAAACAGGAACUUCUCAGACUUGCCAAAGAGGAGUUAAAAAAACAGGAGUUACGACAGCGAGUGAGGAUAGCAGACAAUGAAGUCAUGGAUGCCUUCCGGAAGAUCAUGGCGGCACGCCAAAAGAAACGAACACCUACUAAAAAGGAGAAGGAUCAGGCAUGGAAAGCACUGAAGGAAAGAGAGAGCAUCUUAAAACUGUUGGACAGUUAAAGGCAACUGUGCCAACCCACCGCACUCUGUUACUUCAGAAAUAUUGGGGAAGCAUUUUUUGUCCCUGAGCUGUUUGGACUUGAACUGACAAAAAAUAAGAGAGAUUGAAACCUACCUGUUUUGAACUGGUAACAUUCCACUGCAGCAGGCUGUCUCUGUUGCAGCUUGCUUGUCUUGUAUGUCGAAGAUGGACGUCUGUCAUAUAGAAAUCUGGAUGUUGUUUUUUGCUAGUUUGGAUUUGUACUGUAUGUAAGAGUAAAGUUUCUGCCAUAUGUUCAGAUGAGAGUGUAGCAUUUAUAGGUGGUUGUGCCAUUGCUGGUCCUUCAAAAUGUGAUGUUAACAACUGACACUUUAUAACUUUUGAGAAAGAUUGUCCCUCAUUCACUUCCCCACUCCCAUAAAAUUUUAUGGAAAUAAUGUGUGGGGGUUAUCUCUAUGACCCAAAACAUGUUCAUUAUUCCUUAAAACUAUUUUUAUUCUAUUUCCAUCACCCUCCUCGUAAAGCCAAUGUACGGUGGGUCUCUUGUACUAAUUUGAAAUCUUCCUGCAUUUCCUCUCAAUCAUUCAAUGCUUUGUGAAGUAUCAAAAUAUUGCAAAUUUCUAAUGUCAAAACGUAGGGAGGGGAAGUGGGAGUGUGGGGUGUGAAAGAAAACUUUUUUACAGAAAGGGAGGUCACAUAAGGUUUAUAUAACCUGAGCAACAAUAGGUGCGGUUCCAUUGAUCAGUCCCAGGGUAGCAUAGUUACAAAUGUUCUAAGUCCACUGCUGUUGGGCCUUUGGGGUGAACGCACAGCGUGUGGUCUCCAUGGUCUUGCCCAUGAUCCUUGACUCAGUCUCUGGUGUUAGCUGUUAGCAGUGAGAAGUUGCUCAAGAAGUUCAAUGCACCUUUGGCUAGUGGCAACAUAAACAACCGGUGUUCCUAAGUCUACACCAUGGGUUUCACCUGCCUUACAGAAUUGUCUUGUGUGAUGGUUGCUAUUGUUUUUGUAUUUUGUUUCUGCAUUUGUUUGGAUGGGACGACCAUUCUGCAGUCUUGGAACAAAGUGGAGGAAUCUGACGCUGCAUCAUUUUAUGGUCGACCUUAAGCCAUUUGGCACACAAUCCAGCUCACUUUACAGCCGAGAAAUGGACUGUUUGGGAAGGGGCCGGAUGUGGCUGAGUUGGCCCUUUCUUCACCCUCCUGUGGGAUGACCUGAAACUUUGAUGUAUCGUAGAUGAGGCAGGACCACGUUGGAUAAGAUGACAGGGGGCUGCUAAUACAUGAAUUGGUAUUGAGGAAGAACAAGUAUGGGGGAAUUGAAGGUGUGCUGUGGAAAAGAUUUUUACAAAAUACUAUAAUAUUACCCUACCAUUGUAUAAAAGAGACUGAAGAAUCAUACUGCUAAACUUGCCAUUUUAUUUUAAGCAGGAGCCUUGCUGUGAUUGAACACCAUUUGAUAAUCUCAGUUCUGUUCUGCGACAUCAACACUCUGAUCACCUGUCUGUCGGUGAGUUGAACAAGUCUCAUCCUCCUGCACAGACCAUAUUAAGUCACUGAUCUGAAUUCUGAUAGCAACUAUCAGUCAUUGUAAACCCAAACCAGGUGCCCUUACUAAAUUAUUGGAUUGUAUUUGAAGCAGCAGCAGUUAUUAUCAUUGGUGAUGUCAAAUCCUUAAUAGCGUACUGGUCAUUAACUGAAACUGUAAUGAAUUUUCAAUAAACGUCAACUGAUUAUUUCAGUUCUCAGUGUGAAAUAUGUAUUAAAUAGGCAUCUUCAAAAGAUGAGACAAAUGAGUCUGAAAGUGACCUACUACACUGAUCACUUGCAUAUCAAAGAGAUUUCAUGGCUUUGAACAUCAGACCUCAUACACCCUAUGUAGGAGUCUCUUAAGAUGGCUCUCGAUCUAAUCUUUUUUAAACAUUCUGCCUUCCCACGUAAAUGUUCUGAAUCUCCAAAUUUCUUAGUUGUCUCCAUCAGAAUGUGUCAGCUCUCCACAUAAGAACUCUAAUAAUAACUGCUGGAGCCUCUCAAAUCUGCCUCCUACAAAAUUACAUUUCACUAAUUUAUUGAUUAAAAAUACAGUGUGUCAGUGUCAGCAAAGAGCUGGAGGUGGGUCCAGGCUUCUGAAUGGAUUUACAGCAAGCUAUUGAUUAUACAUCACAGUUAAUUUACUCGGAAAACAGAGUCAAUUUAAAGAACCACGGCUGUAAUAUUUCCCAAUAAAAGCAGUGUCAUUUCUCCAGAAAGAAAUGCUGUGAAUGCAGAACAGUUAAUGGAAAUUAGGUGCUUAAAAUUAUUUUCAACACUUGCAGCAUUGUGGAUGCCAGACUUGAUCAACAGAGGUAUUACCCAACCAUAUCCACUCUGGGAAUGGUGCUUCACUACCUGCAACCUUCAAAAUAUCAAGUCCCUUCUGGUUCUUUUAAUAAGGCACCAGAGAUUCAAGUAAUUGAUUCUUUGAGACUGUGUGUGACUCACAAUUGAUACCAAUCAUUACACUGAGCAUGAUCUCAUUAACUGUUUUUCCAUGUUAAAUUUCCAAAAGGCAGAAACAGGAAAUUUAGUUAGGCAAUUGUUUAGUGAUGAUUUACCAGUUUCACCAUAGAUUAACCCAGAAAGGUAAAGUGAAGCAGUGGAAUGAAACCCAAAUAUGCUGGAAAUACUUAGGGAAGGGAGCAUCCACGGAGAGAGAAACAAUUCCAGUUAACGUUUCUGAUUGCUGACCUUUCUCAGAACUUGGAAAGGGUUGAUAAUGUAAUUGAUUGAAACAAGUAUAAAGGAAAGGAGGGAGGACGGGAAAGAACAAUAGGGCAGAUUCAUGCUAGUGUGGAAAGUAGGAAAGCAGUGAGAUUAAAUGACAAAUAAAUGACUAUGACAAAAAUGGGUAAUGAUGAGGUAGGAAGAUUGGUACUAUAUCUGUGCAUGGGAGUGUGACACAGGAAAGGAAUGUGUUGAGUGUGUUUGAAGAAGUGCACGAGAGUGACGCAACAGGAACAGUUGAUAGGGGAAGUGAAGGCAUAUUUGAUGAUGGUAUAGCACCAAGAGUUAUUAAAUGCUUUUUAUUUUGGGUUUUUUUGGCCAUUUUUACACUCUUACUAGUGUCAGAAGGCAACCUUGGAGAUAUUAAAUCAUCUCAACAUACGGAGAUACAAAUUAGAUUGUUACCAGAAAACUAUAUUUGGUUUCGACAGCAACAAACAAUCUGCUGGAGGAACUCAGCAGGUCAAACAGCAUCUGUUGGGGGGGGGGGGGGGUGGAAGGAAUUGCCAAAGUUUUGGGUUGAAACCCUGCAACAAGGUAUUUGGUUUACAGUCUACGAAUAAACUGAGAACUGAUACAGUAAGCAUUAAAGUGAAAAGAUAAUUUUUGUACCCAUGGCAACAUAUUUCUGAGUAUUACUUUGAGGCUUGUAGUAGACUACUUUAUUGCUGUGAUUAGUUAACUUCAUUAACAUUGUAUAAUGUGAAUUCCAAAUACAUAUGGGCUAGUAGGUUAACAUGGGUGUAAUUGGGCAGCGUGGGCUCAUUGGGCUGGAAGGGCAUGUUACCUUGCUGUAUAAAUAAAGUUUUAAAGAAGGCAAA